Messenger RNA from Bactrocera tryoni, 1304 nucleotides. Its product is annotated as nuclear speckle splicing regulatory protein 1. The record is from RefSeq and is a predicted model, not a curated record. Gene Ontology annotation, biological process: regulation of alternative mRNA splicing, via spliceosome. NCBI's taxonomy places the organism in Eukaryota, Metazoa, Arthropoda, Insecta, Diptera, Tephritidae. Bases 26 to 1177 code for a protein of 383 amino acids. The transcript is spliced from 2 exons.
CUCUAGGUGAGUUUUAUUUUGCAAAAUGUCAAAACAAUAUGGUCUCAUCAUUCCUGGACAACAGAAGAAACAAGAUGAGUCGUCAACAGCUGCUCGGCCAAUAUCUAAGCCAUCUAUAUUUGAUGAAAGCUCCUCGGACGACGAAAGUAGACCACAAUUUAAACCGCGCACAAGUAUAGUACAGGGACCUAGUUUGAUGGAGCGGAGAAUUGCACGUACAAUGCAAGAGAAGGCAUUAAAGGAAGAUCCCACGGUUUUCCAAUAUGAUGAACUUUAUGACGAAAUGGAAAAUAAGAGAGAACAGGAACAAGAAGUUAAAAGCAAAGAACCGAAGAAGCCCAAAUAUAUUGGUCGCUUAAUGGAGUUUGCUGAACGUCGUAAGUUGGAAAACGAACUGAGGGUGGAGAGGCAAGUCCAAAAAGAACGUGAACAGGAGGGUGAGGAAUUCAAAGACAAAGAAAGUUUUGUAACCUCUACUUAUCGAAAGAAGUUGGAAGAGAUGAGAAAACUGCAGGAGCAAGAAAAACGCGAUGAGUACCUAGAAGCAAUAGGGGAUGUGACAAAGCAGAAAGAUUUAGAUGGAUUUUAUCGGCAUUUAUUUGAACAGAAAACAGGUUCAACAAAAGAGGUUAAGAAACCGGAUCUACUCGUUGUUACAUCUGCAGGAGAUGAAGAUGAUAUAGCAUAUAAACCAAUAAAGUCUGGCAAAGUACCACAACAACGAACCUACCGUAAGCGCCGUGCUUCCGAUGAGAUGGAAGAGGAUGACGGAGAAAAUGCAGAAAACGAGAGUAAAAAGGUGCAUUUAUCAAAUAAUAUAGAUGCAGAUUCGGACUUUAGUAUUGAUUCAUCAUCUGAUGAUGAAGAGACCUCUAAAGAAGCUGUAGGAGAUAAAAUGGUUGAUAAGACCAAAGGAUUAAUGGCGAACAAUAGUGCAACCACAACUGCUAUAAAUUUGGAUGCAAUAAAGAAAGAAAAACCUGACGAAAAGAUCGAAGAGAACGAUUCAAAAACUGAGAAACUUGCCCCAAUAGUAUCAAGCGAAAGUGAUUUGGUCGAUGUAAAACCCAAGGUUAAAAUAGAUAAGAGUGCGAUAUGGAAGAAACGUACUGUUGGGGAAGUUUAUGAAGCGGCCGUUCAACGUUAUUAUGAACGACGGGCAGCAAGGAGGGCAUAAAUCGAUUAUGUAGAAAAGAGUAAUAGUUAAGAUUUAAUCAGUUAUUUAAGAUUUAUAAGUUAACUACAAUAAAUAGAUUAAGCUCCGUAUGCAUUAAAAGAAGAAUGUGUAACUACAUACAGAUACA